GGCCGCUACUACAGAUCUAAAGAAAAAUACAACGACAUUGAGGACCCAUUUUCUUUAAAAGUGAAACCGAUUUAUCGGUACAUAAAAUUGGGUUUUUUGGUAAUAUAUUGGUUAAUAUUUACUUUAUUAUUGAUGACUAAAAGCGAAAAACCAGGACUGAUGAAUCACUUAUCAAUACAAAGCGACGGAGUAACCAACAUUGAGAUAGCAGAUGAGCCAAUCAGCGACAAAGUUAAGUUGAAUCUCGAGGGGCCACUAGUCCCCGUAUUGCAGACGGAUGACGCUAAUCCUUCGUAUCAUCUUGUCGUCUGGCUGGAGUUAAUUACUGAUUAUAAUAACACCGAUAAUUAUUCCCAAGCACUGACUGAUAGGUGGGUGGUUCCAAUACUGCCUUUGAACUUGCUCCAAGUCUUCCCAAAACAAGAAACGCAAAAAACGCUAGACAUCUUGAAAUACGAUAGAAAAUUAGCAGGAAGAUUGAGAUUGAGUUUUGAAACAAACUCGCCGAAGAAAUUCAAAAUUUCGUAUGCUCUUGAUCUGUCACCGGCAACUGCUGAUGAAGGUUUGCUUUAUGGAACAAUUAUUUUGUUUGGACUUUAUUUUUUCAUCAUUUUUGAUUUCAUCAAUCGGGCUCUUGCUGCGAUGCUUGCUUCGACCAUGUCUUUGGCUGUUUUGGCGUUUUUGAAUCAGCGGCCAACAACAGCAGAAAUAAUUUCAUGGAUUGAUAUUGAUACGUUGUUGUUGCUUUUUUCAAUGAUGAUUCUUGUUGCGAUACUGGGAGACACUGGACUUUUUGAUUAUUUAGCUGUUUUUGCUUAUAAGAUAACAAAUGGUAAAGUUUGGCCAUUAAUUUAUACUCUCUGUAUCUUCACCGCAAUUUUAUCGUCUUUUCUUGACAAUACAACAAUGGUUUUACUAAUGACACCCGUCACAAUCCGACUUUGUGAAGUAAUGGAACUAAACCCCGUUCCAAUAUUGACAGCAAUGGUAAUUUACUCAAAUAUCGGCGGAACCCUGACACCGGUUGGUGAUCCACCGAAUGUUAUAAUCACCACCAACAAAAAAGUCAUCGCAGCGGGCGUCGAUUUCAGUAACUUCGUGUUACACAUGAGCAUCGGCGUCGUAUUGGCCGUAAUAGUCGCAAGUUUCCAGCUGAAACACAUUUUUCACGACACGAAGCUGCUAAAAUUCGGUGAGCCUCUUCAAAUCCAAGAAAUGCGGCAUGAAAUCGCGAUUUGGCAGCGCGCUGCAGCUAGCUUGUCGAGUUACAGUCGGGAAGAAAAGUUAGUACGCGAUAUUUUGCUGCAGAAAGUGCAGACACUUAGCGCUGCAUUAGACAGCAAAUUAACUACGGGAAGAAUAAGUUCGUUGAAGUACAGGUCAACGCUCGAGGAACUUCAAGACAAAUACCAAAUACGCGACAAAUGGAUGCUGCUAAAAACAAGUAUCACUUUAAUCUUCGUGAUAGUACUUUUUUUCCUGCAUAACCUGCCUAACGUUAAUUUAUCACUCGGGUGGACGACCUUGCUGGGAGUUUUCCUCAUCCUCAUCCUGGCGGACACUAAAGAUUUGGAUGGAAUUCUUGCCCGGGUCGAGUGGAGCACCUUGAUAUUUUUUGCGUCCUUGUUCAUCCUUAUGGAGGCACUUUCCUGCUUGGGCUUGAUCGCCUGGAUCGGCAAGCAAACCGAGAUGAUAAUCUUGUCAGUGAGCGAAGAGUUCAGAUUAGCCGUAGCCAUUAUUUUGAUUUUAUGGGUAUCAGGAAUCGCCAGCGCCUUUGUAGAUAACGUUCCUUUGACGACUAUGAUGAUCAGAAUCAUAACGAACUUAUCGCAGAAUAAUGAGCUCGGGCUGCCUCUCCAGCCGUUGGUUUGGGCCUUGGCCUACGGUGCCUGCAUGGGAGGUAAUGCGACUCUCAUUGGAGCUACGGCGAAUGUUGUCUGUGCUGGUGUCGCUGAACAACACGGAUAUCCGUUUACAUUCAUGCAAUUUUUUAAAGUGGGAUUUCCGAUAACGAUUGGUAGUCUUCUAACAGCAACUGUAUAUCUUCUCGUAGCUCACAUUCUUUUCCAAUGGCACUGAUUAAUUUUAUAUUUAUUUCAGUAAUUAUGUUUUUAUCUUUCAACCUUUAAAUACUCAAUUUAUAGAAUAUUAUAAUACAUUAAUAUGAUUAUUUUAAAUUAAACAAUCUUUAGAUCACUUGGAAUUAAUAAUUGUUAAAUUUCAAAGAUCAAUUAUUUUUCUUCU
Messenger RNA from Cotesia glomerata, 2244 nucleotides. RefSeq names its product P protein-like. The record is from RefSeq and is a predicted model, not a curated record. Gene Ontology annotation, biological process: transmembrane transport. Bases 133 to 2079 code for a protein of 648 amino acids. NCBI's taxonomy places the organism in Eukaryota, Metazoa, Arthropoda, Insecta, Hymenoptera, Braconidae. Gene Ontology annotation, cellular component: membrane. The transcript is spliced from 11 exons.